UCCACAUCUGGAUUCCAGGCCCACAUUUAUUUAUGGGACUUGAGUUGUUUUUAAGGGAGUUUAAAGUUCUUAACCAUGUACCGUUGGCAGCUGGGCUGGAUCCGAUGAAGUCUACAAUUACAUUUUACCAUAGCCGGUCACUCUGCAAUUACAUGUUUGACCGCAGAAUGUCUUGAAAAGCACAACCCUGCCGCUCAUAUGGCAGACAGAAAUAGACGGGUUUCGUGUCUGGUUGGACUUUUGCCCGGCAGAAACUAUGCUGCUUGACUGACGAAGAGAUGUGGGCUCAGCUCAUUUCAGGCUAUAGCCGUGUCUAGCAAGUUCCAGAUCCACAGUGAACAUCGCACAGUGGAGACUCUCAAGACCAAAUGUGUAAGCUGCCUUACUGAAUGGAACGCGCAAACUUUGAGAAACUGACAAAGUGCCCUGGUGCUAUGUUGAAGUAAGGAGGACGCAGUCAGAAUGGCGACCCCACAGAGUUCCAGACAGAGCAGCUAUUCCUCAAUCUCUGGAAAGAUGAUGCAUGCCAUACAGGUGGACUCGGUACAGCGCUGGAUGGAAGACUUACGGCACAUGACAGAGGUGGAGUGCAUGUGCGUUCUGCAGUCUAAACCCAUCGGCGUGGAUGAAGAUGCUCCAGGUGAGCUCAUCGUAUCCGGGGCAGGUGCCAUUGGUCAGCACGUCACUCGUGAUAACUUGCAGACACUGCUGAAGAGGGCGCUGGUGGUCAGCACGGAGCUGGGGAAGAUGUUCCAGCGGCUGGAGAAAGGCCGCUGGCAGCGGGUCCACAGCACAGCCGUCAGGGUCAACUGUCACGUGCGCUCGCUCAUCCAAGAGUACAGCACGGCCAGAAACGCACCACCAGAAAUGCAAAAGUAUGAGAAAUCACUGCUGGAGAAGUGCAUGGAGCUGAAUGUCAUUACUGAGAGGUGUCUUCAUACUGAGGAUGAAUACUUCCUCAAAUCCAUGAAGGAGGCCAUUCACGAGAUCCUUACUGAUGUCAGUGACUCCUUUAGCCAUAUGAUUGACAUGGCUCUGGCCAAUGAGAUACAGAUUUUGAUUUGUCAGAUUGAGGAUUCUGAUAAUGUUUUUGCCAUCAGUACUGCCAUCAGUAACUUGCUGUCUCUAACUCAGGAUGGGCCACAGCUCUGCAGCAUCAUCGCUAAGGAGGGAGCUGUUGUGGCCCUUCUGAAGAUCUGCAGGCAGGACUGCUUCAGUUCUCUGUACGCACAGGCUUUGAGGACUGUGGCUUCUAUCUGCUGUGUUGAAGAGGGCAUCAGCCAGCUGGAAAAGGUGGAUGGGAUCCUGUUUCUGGCAGACAUCUUAACGGACAGCACAUGUGCGGAGGGGACUCGAGCAGAAGCUGCGGCGGUGAUGGCUCAGAUCACCUCCCCCCAUCACACCUCCACACAACACCUCGCCAGCUUCCUUGAGAGUAUGCAAGACAUCGUCACAGCCCUCAUCAAUCUGUGUAAGAGUGCUUCCUGUGGUGAAGUGUUUCUGUUGGCCUCAGCAGCACUGGCAAACAUCACAUUCUUUGAUAGCAUGGCAUGUGAAAUUCUCCUGCAGCUCAAUGCUGUUCACAUCCUGCUACAGGCCUGCAGAGACCGCCAACGAGUUGACACGCCAUACUCCAAAGACCAGGUUGUAACAAUCCUUGCAAAUCUGUCUGUUCUGGAGCAGUGCACUGCAGAUGUUCUAGAGGAGAAGGGUGUCGAGCAGCUUCUGGUGUUGCUGAAUGAGAAGCCAUCGUCUUCCAGUCCGUCUGAGAGUGCAGCAUGCGAGCGGGUUCAACAGAAAGCUGCCGUCACACUGGCUCGUCUCAGCAGAGACCCGCUGGUCGCCCAGACAGCCAUACAGCUCAAGGCUGUUCCUCGUCUCAUUGAGUUGUGUCGGUCACCAGGGGAAAGGAACAACAGUGAUUCAGUGCUUGUGGCCUGUCUGGCUGCUUUGAGGAGGCUUGCGGCUGAAUGUCCAGACAGUAUUGGGCCCAGUGACCAUCAACAGCUGAUUAAGCCCAGACUCGUGGACUCUUUCUUGUUGUGCUCCAACAUGGAGGAAAGCUUUGUCUAAGAGGCUCUCUGAAUUAAAAUGGUGUGGGGGGGGGCUAUAUUUAUUUGUUACCAACUCAAAUCACCUUGGCUGAUCUGUAUGUUUUUGCAUACAACUUCCAGCCAUCUGGUAGAAAUAUAAAAUUAAUCAUGCAUGACAGAAAUUUUA
Molecule: messenger RNA, 2220 nt
Organism: Cyprinus carpio (common carp)
Lineage: Eukaryota; Metazoa; Chordata; Actinopteri; Cypriniformes; Cyprinidae
Gene: insc
Product: INSC spindle orientation adaptor protein
Biological process (GO): regulation of asymmetric cell division; apical protein localization; establishment of mitotic spindle orientation
Cellular component (GO): apical cortex
Molecular function (GO): protein binding; cytoskeletal adaptor activity
Source: RefSeq, a predicted model, not a curated record